GCAGUCAGUUACAACUUUGUAUAUUUGUUGGUACUAAGAUUGAUAUAGUUUAGCUUGCAGAAUAAGAGAAUUAAGAGAACAGCAUUAUGCGAUCUCUUCUUAUUUUAUUGACUUGCCUAAGCAUUUUACAUACGGGAUUUACCUCAACUGAAAACAAUGCAUGCAAACAAGAAAUCAGUACUCAUAAAGGCAGAACAUUCUUAAUUUCUCUCAUAACAUUCGAUGGGAUCACACCUUUUAACGGCGUCAUUUACAUUGGAAGCGGAUUAAGAGGUCUUGUAAACAUAACGCAACAUUACCGGAACUUUUCUGCAAUGGAAACCAAACAAAUAUCGCCAGGCAUAACUCAACUUAACAUGUCUACAUCGCAUUUUGUCGAUGACACAGCAGGUAUUCAGAGAACAAAAGGAGUACAAAUCAGCUCGACAGUUGAUAUUUCUGUCUAUAUGAUAGGAUAUCUUUCCGGCGUAGUAGCAGCAUACACCCUCUUUCCGGAGAAUACGUGGUCUUCUAAAUACGUUGUAUUGCCAUUCGAACCUUAUCCUAGUCGAAGAAAUGCUGUUAUGAUAUCAAACUUACACAAAACUGCAAGUUUGCAAGUGAGAAAACAAAAUUUGAACAGUCUAUUGGUAAACAUUUCUUUACAUUCUUAUGAAAGUUACGUACUAAUUGGACGUGACUAUAAAUCAGGAGCAAUAGUUAAAAGUAAUAAACCCAUAUCGUUAGUUCAUGAAAGUUUGUGUGCAGAAAAUUCUGAACAAUUUUCUGUUUGUGACGCUGGGAUGGAUUCUCUUUUACCGGCUGAAUAUUGGCAAACUGAAUUUAUAAUUCCUCCACUUUUACCUAAGCUAGGCAACCUCAUAAAGGUGUUCGCACUUGCUGCAAACGAAACUGUUCAUAUUAUAUUAAAGAAUAGAACAAAUACGAUAAACCAAACGUUUACAGGCAUGUAUGAAACAUUUCUAGAAACAGAUGCACUUAUAAUCAUCACAGAUAAGAAAGUGAAUGUUAUACAAUACGGGUUCAGUCAAACCCACGAUGAUAAUAACGGAGAUCUGUUCAUGGCUUCUGUACCGGCGAUUCGACAUUACGGAAAAGACUAUUUUAUUCCAACUCCACUUGCAAGUGACGGAUUUAUCAAUACUAUAAUUGUAACAAUAAGAGAUGUGCACCUUCCUGGUCUUUUACUAAAUGGAAAGUCGAUGGAUUUAAAGGCCAUGAAAACAGUAACACCAGUUGCGCCAUAUGAUAAUUUCAGAAUCAUAAUUAUGAACUUGACAAGCGGUAAUUACAAUCUCACUCACCCAGCUGCUGAUGCUAGAUAUUCGGUACUUUUGUACGGACAAACUCGCAGAAACUCCUUUGGUUUUUACCUUGGAUACACCUUUAAAACAGAUGAAAAUAAUAACUGCAGUGAAUGCACAAAUGAUGGACAGAAUGGUGCAUUGUGCAAGACUGGUUUCCCGCCAAAACAAUCACGAGGUCCUCUUUGUCAUGACUGUUCGCACGUGAGUGACCCAAAAGAAUGUGACAAAAUAACUAUCUGCUCCUCAAAUGAGGUAUGCCGCAUCGAAGAGUUUCCAGUGGGAGAGAAUUCAAUAUUUAACCUUGGAUGCGCAUCAGUCAAUGAUUGUGCUAUAGAACACAGAAGUUUGAACCCUUUCAACCAGAGGUCAGUUCCAGUCUGCACAGAAUGCUGUCUGGAGGAUUAUUGCAAUACAAACUGUACAGGAAGGACCCAUAAUCAGCAACAGAUUAUUGUUGGAUAAAUUUAUCUGUAUAUGAUAAAUGUUUUCGAAUCUUUUUCCGAGUAUAAUAGAUUGAAAUAAAUCAAAGAAAACUAUUCA
This is a messenger RNA of Ruditapes philippinarum (Manila clam), 1847 nucleotides long. RefSeq lists its product as uncharacterized. The coding region runs from base 87 to 1769 and encodes 560 amino acids. The transcript has 10 exons. The record is from RefSeq and is a predicted model, not a curated record. Lineage: Eukaryota; Metazoa; Mollusca; Bivalvia; Venerida; Veneridae.